This is a messenger RNA of Engraulis encrasicolus (European anchovy), 1285 nucleotides long. It is a transcript of the gene gimapl, whose product is annotated as GTPase IMAP family member 9. The transcript is spliced from 4 exons. Lineage: Eukaryota; Metazoa; Chordata; Actinopteri; Clupeiformes; Engraulidae. Gene Ontology annotation, molecular function: GTP binding. Bases 109 to 1053 code for a protein of 314 amino acids. The record is from RefSeq and is a predicted model, not a curated record.
UAGGCGGGCGUGCAACAUUUGCCAAAUGACGCAUCACAGUUUUCCGCCUGCCAGCAAAGCAGGAAAUCCCUCUCAAAAAUCACCUGGACUGAAUUAAAGUUUAAGAAGAUGGAAUCUACGAAUACCAGCGUAACAGACUCAGGAGGGGAAGACGGGCGGCGAUCGUCGUCGUCGUCGACGUCGACCAUCGUCGAGGGCGGCGUGAAGCACCUGUCGGAGUUGCGUCUGGUGCUGCUGGGCUGGCGCUGGCCCGGCAAGAGCAUGACGGGCAACACCAUCCUGGGCCGCGAGGAGUUCCACCUGGAACGCGCCGCAGAGUUCUGCGUCAAGCGCGACGCUGAGGUGUGCGGACGCCAGGUGACGGUGGUGGACACCCCCGGCUGGUUCUCGACGCAGAACACGCCCCCCACAUACAGACAGGAGAUGCUUCGGGGCCCCAGUCUGUUGCCGCCGGGCCCGCACGCCUUCCUCCUGGUCAUCCCCGUGGGCAUGUUCACCGAGGCGGACCGGGCCUGCAUCGAGGAGAACCUGGCGCAGUUCGGCGAGCGGGUGUGGCGGCACACGCUGGUGGUGUUCACCUGGGCCGCGGUGCUGCGGGACAAGCCCAUCGAGCGGUACAUCAAGCGGGAGGGCCGCGAGCUGCAGUGGGUGGUGGAGAAGUGCCGCAAGAGGUACCACGUCGUCAACAACCACGUGUUCGGAGAGCACCCGCAGCUGCCCGCGCUCAUCAGGAAGGUGGAGAAGAUGGUGGCGGAGGAAGGCGGACACUACACGCCGGAGGGCGCAGCGGGCGCGGAGAAGGAGAAGGAGAAGGAGGGGGGCAAGAAGACGCAGGCGCAGACGCAGGCGGCGGGGAACCAUAGCAACCAACCGCUGCCGCAGCAAGACCAACAACAACAACAACAACAACAACACCAAAACCAAAAUCAGAAUUCCAACAAAGACUCGAAGAGAGACUUGGGGGCCAGGCCUAAAAACAACUGCUCCUUCACGUCGCUCCGAGGGCUGGACGUAGACACGACACAGAGUACGUCAAGCCAGCCCAAUAAGUGACCACAGAAGACCACAAGAACAGGUGGAGGAACACAAAACUGAAUCAAAUUCAUCCCAACAACCAGACCUUCCUGCUGUACUGUAGCCUUCCCUUAUGAUUUGUUAUUAUAUCACAAUAUCCACAACCGCAAAACACUUUGGAUAAAGCCUUUAGGUCAUGAGAAGUUACUGUAUUUUUGUAUGUGUGUUGUAUGUACUCUAUGUGUUAAAAAAUUAAACUAUGAAUUUUAAA